GAAAGCUAUGUGUCACGUGACGCAAAAAGGAUACAUGUUUUUAAAGGCAAAGUACAGUUGCAUUUUCCCGUAUCCAAACAGAAGCAAAGAGAGUAGAGGGUCGUCGUGACUGAGUUUUCACAACAGGGAGAAAAUAGACUGCAAGAAUAUUGUACCUGACAAUGAAUGCAGAUAAUCAUUACACAAAAGGUGUUGUUUCAACCGUUAUCACAAGACAGCCAAUGGAAUUGAGUACUGUAGAAUCUGAUUUCCGGAAUGCUUACGCUGCCCGUAUAUUGCAACCAGACCGGCGGGAGAAUGCAGACUGGGCCUACGUUUUUGGAUUUUUGACAUGUUUCUGCUGCAAUAUACCUGGUGGUCUUCUCGCAUUGUACCUUGCAACUCAAGCAAGCAAUAAAUUUGAAGAAAUGAAUUAUGACAAAGGAAUUUGGUUUCGAAAAUUGUCAUAUCUCUUAAGCUUUAUUUCACUUUUGCUUGGGAUCACAACCCUAGUUCUGAUAUUCACCGGAACGAUACAUGUGCCAGUACUUUGAAUUCAAUAUAUUUAUUGAACUGAGGGUCAUUUUUUUCUUAUAUCAAUACUAAAAUAAUUGUGUUAUAAUGCAUGAUUUUACAAUUUAAAAAAUAAAAAAAUAUAAAGUCUCUUUGCUGAGCAUUCAUAAUACCUUACUUUAACAAAAAGCCAAGGGGUCUCAUCAGUCACCUGAGUGAACUUUACCAUAACUCUGAUCCAAGUAUCUAAUUCUGACCAAAGUACUUGUCUAACGUAAAAUAUUGUUGUUUUAGUGGUUAUUGGGUCUACAAUUAAGACUCAAGAUGCUUUGAUCAUAACUAUAUUACAGAUUGUAGCAUUACAAUUUUUCAUUAAAACAUACAGCAGAGAUAAAUAGACUGACAUCGUAUAUGGACGUCCCUGGCUUUGCUACUUGCACUUUUGUUUGUAUAUGCAUUUUA
This is a messenger RNA of Magallana angulata, 954 nucleotides long. RefSeq lists its product as uncharacterized. The record is from RefSeq and is a predicted model, not a curated record. Lineage: Eukaryota; Metazoa; Mollusca; Bivalvia; Ostreida; Ostreidae. The transcript has 5 exons. Bases 162 to 533 code for a protein of 123 amino acids.